AGGAGAAAGGAGGCUGGUGUUGCGUCGUGUUUUGGGCCGGUCCGUCCGUCCUGAGCCCCCCUUUUGGGGCCCCGCCCGCCCGCCUGUGUGCGGCUCCUCCUCCUCUUGGCUGCUCGGCGCUUGUCGGCCUCCCCCUUGGCGGGGCCCCGGUCUCCGUCUGCUCGGGACAAGAGCCGCCUGGCAUUGGCGAGCGGGGCUGGCGAGGGGCGAGGAGCGGGCCCCGAGGAGGCUCCGUCGGCCGGCAUGAGCAAGGAGGGCUGAGCCGCAGUGAGACUCCCGGCGGUGCCCGCUUGGCAGCCUGGCCGCGAGCCGAGGCAGAGAGCCACGUCCCUCGAAGCCUGGCUGCCCCAGGACUUGGAGGAGAAGGAGAAAGAAGAAGCCGAGGCAGCGCUGAGCGGGAGACCUGGGCGAGGACGAGCCUUUGGGAGGAGGACGAAGGAGCAGAGGGAGCCCCCGAAGACGCCGAGCCUGGAGAGGAGGAGGAGCAGGAGGAGGCGAAGGAGGAAGAGGAGGAAGAGGCGAGCGGGAGAAGGGGCACCGGCACAGCCAUGCCUCCUCUGCCCGGGAUCCCGACCCGACUUUGGCGACCCAGGACUCUCGCUUCGCUCCUGAUGCUCUUGGUGGGCGAACUGAGCCUCUGCCGCGCAGGGAUUGAGUAUGGAGAUGUGCUUCCGGAUUCUUUCCCUUCAGCCCCUGCAGAGAGCCUUCCUCAUUUUCUCAUGGAGCCACAAGACGCCUACAUUGUGAAGAACAAACCGGUGGAGCUAAUCUGCAGAGCCAAUCCAGCCACUCAGAUCUACUUCAAGUGCAACGGAGAGUGGGUGAAUCAGAAUGAUCAUCUCACCAAGGAGAGUGUGGACGAGGUCACGGGACUCCUUGUCAGAGAGGUCCAGAUUGAAGUUUCACGACAGCAGGUGGAAGAACUCUUUGGCUUAGAAGACUACUGGUGUCAAUGUGUGGCCUGGAGCUCAGCUGGGACCACAAAAAGCCGCCGAUCGUAUGUCCGGAUAGCAUACCUGAGGAAGAACUUUGACCAGGAGCCCCUUGGGAAAGAGGUGCCGCUGGAUCACGAAGUCUUACUGCAGUGCCGUCCCCCUGAAGGAGUGCCAACUGCUGAGGUGGAAUGGCUAAAAAAUGAGGAUUUGAUUGACCUGUCACAAGACACUAACUUUCUGAUAACCAUUGACCAUAACCUCAUCAUCAAACAGGCGCGCCUUUCUGACACAGCCAACUAUACCUGUGUGGCCAAGAACAUUGUGGCCAAACGAAGGAGUACUACAGCCACCAUCAUUGUCUAUGUGAAUGGGGGUUGGUCAACCUGGUCAGAAUGGUCCCUAUGCAGCAAUCGCUGUGGCCGUGGAUGGCAGAAACGCAGCCGGACCUGCACCAAUCCAGCACCUUUGAAUGGUGGCUCUGUUUGUGAUGGACAGUCCUUACAGAAGCUUGUCUGUACCACUAUGUGCCCAGUAGAUGGAGCUUGGACAGAAUGGAGCAAGUGGUCUGCUUGUAGCACAGAGUGCACACACUGGAGAAGCAGAGAGUGCAUGGCCCCGUCUCCCAAAAAUGGAGGCAAAGACUGCAGUGGUGUGCUGCUCGACUCCAAGAACUGCACCGAUGGACUCUGUAUGCAAAAUAAAAGAUUUGUAAGCGAACCCAAAAGUCACCUUUUAGAGGCAACUGGUGAUGUGGCAUUGUAUGCUGGCCUGGUGGUUGCCAUCUUUAUCUUCAUUGUUAUCCUGAUGGCUGUUGGGGUGGUCGUGUACAGGCGCAGCUGCCGGGACUUUGACACUGACAUAACUGAUUCUUCGGCUGCCCUGACAGGAGGCUUCCACCCAGUCAAUUUCAAGACCUCCAGACAUGACACUCCACAACUACUGCACCCUUCGAUGCAGCCUGACCUUACAGCCAAUGCGGGUAUAUACCGUGGUCCCAUGUAUGCCUUGCAAGAUUCCUCUGACAAGAUCCCAAUGACCAAUUCUCCAUUGCUUGACCCACUUCCUAAUCUCAAGAUCAAAGUAUAUAAUUCCUCCACUGCAUCCUCUUCUCCUGGGAUACAUGAGGGGGCAAAUCUUUUAGGAACCAUGCCCUCAGGCACCUUCCCAGGAGAUAACUUCAGGGACAAUCACUUCAUGAACCUAAGGAAUAAGACCAUGGGCUCUCAGCAGCUCUUAACUCUACCCCGGGAGCCUGGGAAUAGUGCUACUGGGACAUUUGGCUGCCUGGGAGGAAGACUCACUAUCCCCGGAACAGGGGUGAAUCUCUUGGUGCCACAUGGAGCAAUUCCUCAGGGGAAGUUCUAUGAAAUGUAUUUGAUGAUCAACAAAGCAGAAAAUUCUCUCUUGCCCUCAGAAGGUACACAGACAGUGCUGAGUCCCAUGGUGACUUGCGGUCCCACUGGCCUGCUCUUAUGCCGCCCUGUCAUCCUGACCGUCCCACACUGCGCAGAUGUCAGUUCUCCAGACUGGAUGCUGCAACUCAAAACUCAGUCCCACCAAGGAAACUGGGAGGAGGUUGUCACUCUGGAUGAAGAGACUUUAAACACUCCCUGUUACUGCCAACUGGAACCCAAGUGCUGCCAUAUUCUUCUCGAGCAGCUUGGGACAUAUGUCCUGGUGGGAGAGUCCUACUCCAGAUCAGCCAUCAAGAGACUCCAGCUUGCCAUCUUUGCUCCCACGCUGUGCACCUCACUGGAAUACAGUCUUAAAGUAUACUGCCUGGAGGAUACGCCAGAUGCCCUCAAGGAAGUCCUUGAAUUAGAAAAGACUCUUGGAGGAUACCUCUUGGAAGAACCCAAGCCCCUUCUCUUCAAGGACAGUUACCACAAUAUGCGCCUCUCUGUCCAUGAUAUCCCCCAUUCCCUUUGGAGGAGCAAACUCCUGGCUAAGUAUCAGGAAAUCCCUUUCUAUCAUAUCUGGAGUGGCAGCCAACGGGCACUGCACUGCACCUUCACUCUUGAGAGAUAUAGCUUGGCAUCCACAGAACUUACCUGCAAGAUCUGUGUUCGGCAAGUGGAAGGAGAAGGGCAAAUAUUUCAGCUACACAUCACACUUGGAGAGAACUCCAGCUCCGUCAAUGCCUUGUGUUCCCACCCUGGCAGUACCCUGACAACUCAGCUAGGGCCCUAUGCCUUCAAGAUCCCUUUGUCCAUACGACAUAAAAUCUGCAACAGCCUUGAUGCCCCCAACUCCAGAGGAAACGACUGGCGGCUCCUUGCUCAGAAGCUUUCCAUGGAUCGGUAUCUGAAUUUCUUUGCCACCAAAGCCAGCCCAACAGGGGUGAUCCUGGACUUAUGGGAAGCCCAGCACCAAGACGAUGGAGACCUGAACACUCUGGCCAGUGCCUUGGAAGAGAUGGGCAAGAGUGAGAUGCUGGUGGUGAUGGCAACGGAAGGGGACUGCUGAUGUAGCUCUCAAGAUGGCUUCUUCCAGCCAUGGCCGAGUGGGGGAGAGAGGGGGAGGGGGAGAGAAGAUUAGAAAGAAAGGGGGAAAAGCAGCCCUUGUUUGAAGGGAACAGAGGCAUGCAAUUGCCAAGAAGAAACAGAACUCCAGAAGGAGAGUGAUGAGGGCUUCUUCUCCUUCUAACACUCCUCCCUCCUCAAAUCACAGUCAGCCUUAGAGAUCCUCAUUGCUGAGUUUACAAGCAAUCCAAGUGUUAAAAAAAGACUCCUUCCUCCUUCUCCUCACAGCCUUGGGAUCGAGGCAUACACAAGCAAUGCAUCCUUGGUAACCAUGACUGCAGCCUUCAGUCAUAGGAACCAUCUCAGCUCCCGCUGCCUCCCAUGGCAUCUGAAAGGCUGCCUGAGUCUGGGUUGAGUUGUUUAUUUUUCCUUUGUAAUUUUUGCUUUGUUUAUAUUCUUUUCCUGCCCUUUGCACUCGCCCAUUCCAUGCCUUAUUCUCUCUUAUUUCUCCUUUAUUAGCAUUUAUGCUUUGAAGAGUCAAGACUGCUUAAUUCUGUCAAAGCUUCAAAGAACUGACCAACCCACACACACGUACACACACAUACACACAAAGGAAAAGGAAAAAAAGGAAAACAGUUUCUUAGGAAACGCAAGUAAUUUAUUAUCCAGAUCUUUGGAUUCAUCAUUUUUUAAAUACAAAAGUAAGGAUUUUUCAUGUAUGUGAGAGCAAGAGCACUCUGAAAGAGAGAGAGAGAGAGAGAGAAUGAGAGACAGAGACGGGUGGGUUUAAGGUGAAGUAAAAAUUAAAUAAUUACUACUUAUGUGGUAACUUGUUGAGGUUAGGUUGAUGGUAUAUCCAGAGCCUCAUGGGGAGGGCACCUUUUAUUUGUGCAUUCAUUUUUCUGUCUGGAGCAGAGUGGUUGCCAGAAUUUCAGGAUAAGAUUACAUAUUUAUUCAUGGCGGAAUUAACUUGUUUCUGAGAGGCUAAAGUUUCAUCCCUGUGCUCACUGACUUGGAAUGGAAUGGGACUUACUUCCAAGAAGCCAAGUAUUAGAUUGUGCUUUACGGGGAAGCUUUCUUGAAAGAGAAGGUAUGCGAUUUCGUGAUCUUUCCAUCCCCUCUGUGCACAGAUACAGCUGACCAAGCGUCAUGUGGUCUCGCUUUGUUUUUGUUUGACUUUGUAUCACCUUAUUGUCUUUUCAUUUUGUCCUUUUUAUCAGAACAGAGUUCAGUGGAAGAAACUUAAGAUGGUUAAGAUCCAAUCAAAACAGACCUAUUAAGAAAAUCCAAGAAGUGGGCAUGGAGUGACACUUCAAAAACCUAUACUGAGAUAAGGAGAAGCACGCUAAGCACUUGGGUGUCUGGGUUGUCCUCUUGAGGUCUUUUUAGAAACAACCAUAUCAAAACUAGCCAUCUGUGAAGACUAGAAAUGUUUUCUGCGGUCCUGUAUCUGAAUUAUUUGGAGCAAGAUGAACAGUUUAAUGAGGCUUACUGUCUUCAUCAGUUUGCCUGUGGACAAGUGCCCUUCCUUAGGCCCCUUAGGUAAAGAUAAAGGUUUUCCCCUGAUGUUAAGUCUGGUCGUGUCCGAUUCUGGGGGUUGAUGCUCAUCUCCAUUUCUAAAUUGAAGAGCCAACGUUGUCUGCAGACACCUCCAAGGUGUGGCUGCAUGAAGCGCUGUUACCUUCCUGCCGGAGCAGAACCUAUUGGUCUAUUCACAUUUGCAUGUUUUCAAACUGCUAGGUUGGCAGAAGCUGGGGUUAACAGUGGGAGCUCACCCUGCUCCCCAGAUUCGAACAGCUGACCUUUUGAUCAGCAAGUUUGGCAUGUCAGCAGUUUAAUCCACUGCACCACCAGGGGCUCCAGGCCUAUUCUACACUGCCCUAUAUCCUAGGAUCUGAUCCCAGAUUGUCAGGGGAGAAUUGAGGCAAGUCGUUUCUUGUGUGAGAGAAUCCACUGUCCUCAAAGAUGUUGCCCAAGGAACUCCCGUAUGUGUUACCAUCUUGCGGGGGGAUUUUUCAUGUCAUCGCAUGGGAAGCUAGGGCUGACACAUGGGAGCUCACUCCAUCUCAUAAUUCAAACCACCAACCUUCAGGUAAGCAGUUCAGCCGACACAAGGGUUUAACCCAUUGUGCCACUGCAGCUUUAAACUGAAAUAUAUGAGUCUCCACUGCCAGAUAAUCUGGGAUAAAUGGAUAAUCUGGGAUCAGAUCCUGGAAUAUAGGACUGUGUAUAUAAAUAUAGUGUAAUAUACACAAAUAUAUGAUUUGAAAAAUAAUAACGCUCAACUCAGAGGUUUCUUGUUAAGUUUGUGCGACACACCUACACACUGCUGCCAACACAUUAAUGUGUCGCAACACAGUUUGGAAACACCCGCUCUACUGGAUAAUCUUUGGCACAUUUUUGCAGCAUACUUCACAUUUUUUAAAAGAAAAUUCCAGAGAUUUCAGGGAACUGCACUUUUAGUUGGAAGUUUAAUGCACAAUGUGUAUGAGGUGUGUUUGCAAGGUGUCCACCACAUUAUUAUUCUCCUUAAAAACAGGCAUCUGUUAUCAUGUUAAUUUAGUGGAGUCACUGAAAACAAAUUGUAUGGAGUGAAGAUCAGUUAGAGGAUGUGUGAUAUGUUUCUUUACUUUUCACAAAAUUUGAGUAUGCCAUCAGAUUUUUGGCUGCAGUGGGUGCAAGGGCCAAAUACCAGGUACAUGGAGACUCCUCCCCAAGCAUUAAAAGUGGAAUAUGAGGACUUAGAAUAACUGAUAUUUGACAUUGACCAUAAAAAGGCAAUGAGAACCAGUGUGGGAUAGUGGUUUGAUUCUGUAGACCAGGGUUCAAUGCUUUUCUCAUCCAUAGAAACCCACUGGGCAAAUCACACAUCCUCAGCCAUAGAUAUGAUUUUAGCUUUCACAAUUUCUGGGGAGAAAGAAUAAGUCCAUAGGAAAUGCAAAAAACCACCCUUCUGCUCUCCAGUGUGCAUGCUGAAUUCAGCAUAAAUGUUUCUUUAAAGUUAAGUCAUUCAUUGUUAAUGAAAAGGCCACAACUGCAUUGUGCAGUACAGUCUAUAUAUCCAAAACCUGAUCUUGAAAGUGUAUUUAUUUGAUGCAGUAUAAAAAUGUAUGUAGAGGUUUGGGUUGGGACAGGGGAGAUUAAGCUGACGUCUACACAGAAGCAUAGAUCUCUGUGGAUUAUUUAAUUUAGAUGCUGAAUGGAAUAUUUAUCUAUUUUAGUUCAUGAACACAUAUGAUCAAUAAUUGCAGGGUUAAAAUAUAUUAAACCAAGUAGUAGCAAUGGGAGAUUCAUUCAGCCAUUUCUUUGCAUCGGGUUGUUCCUAGUCCCUUGUGUUCUGCAUUGGUUGUGACGUGGAUGUUGCUCACAUUUUUGCUUCUGCCAUACAAUAAUAUUUCACACUGUUACCAAGAACCUUAACUUUUCUACAUUUUUCUUUGCUUCGGGUUCCUAAUGAAAAGAGACUAUAGAGGGAGAUGUUCCUUGCAAAAAAGUUAGAAGUUGCAGGGUGACACUAUCAUGCUGGAUCACUUUGCAGGAACUAUCAUAACAAGUGUGUCUAAUAUUUUGGAAAUAGUCGUUUUCUAUUAUUGGCUGUCAUUCCAAAGCAUCUAUCCGUAUAGUAUUUCUCCAGAAGUCUGAACUCCAAUAUUUUGCCAGUUUUGUCUGUUUUGCUUUUCAAUGCCUUGGUUUUAGUUCUGUUUUUCAUAUAUUCCAGGUGUAUUAGUGGAGGAGUAAAUGACUUAACAAUGUUAAUGGUUCAGCCCAUCAACAAUAUGGAUUAAUCUUGUGCAUUGGAUUGUUUAAUCAAAAGGUGGAAGCACAUUGUUUGAGUUGCCUCAGAAUGAAAUAACUUUUUAACAAACAGGAGUCAUCAAUAUGAUGAAAUCCCAUAUUAAAUACCUGCAAGGUCUGUUUCAGAGACAACCAGAAAUACAGUAGAAGUUGGUUUUAAUUUGAGGAGUGCUCGUGGUUCACUUUCUCUAAAUAUUGCUGGAAUACAAGUCUUAGCAAUUCUAGACAAUGUGGUAAGGAAUCAUGGGAGUUGCAGUCCAACAACCUUUGGAAGGCCAUGCUGUCCUAAAGGUAUGCAGAAACAGUCCAGCCCACCUUCUUUUGCUGGUUUACACGUUUCUAGCCUUCAUUAUUUCAAGUAGGAAGCUGCAGGCAAUGUUUGUUCUAAAAUUUAAACACUAUAACGUGCUGUGACAUCAAUUCUGUUAAUCAAACACCAAAUUUUUCAGUGAGACUGGGAUGGCAAAUACAGACACCUAUUUAAAACAUAUAGCAGCACUGUUUACCAUUGUUAGCUAUUGAAUUUGCCAGACCAGACCAUCAUAGAGACUUUAGCCUUUGAGUCCCCCAAAUCCCUUUGGGAAGAUGGUGGCGGGAUAUAAACAUUAAGUUAUUAAUAGCCUAGAACAGUGUAGUCCAACCUGCGGCCCACUAUUUCAUUGGCCCUUGCCCUUCUUACUGGAAUUUUUUUUUAAUUUAACAUUUCAAAAAAAUCGUUUACCGUUCUUACUGCUUACGAAUAUGUAAUUCAUUUUCUUUCUGGAAUGUCUCUGGCCCUCACAUUCCUAUACUAAAGUUUGAUUGGCCCUCGGGUAAGUAAAAGUCGGACCACACUGGCCUAGAACAACAACUGAAAAACAGUUUUUUACAGAAAAAAGGGAGUAGUUCCAGUAGUAAAAUACUGAUACAUAUCCAUGGUUUCAUUUAACCAAAACUGGAGGAAAUGGUCUCUUUAGAAACAUGUUAGGUCCUGCAAACGAUUUUAUGAUAUGCUUCCCCCAGAAAUUACCAUUGAGUUGCCAAUUUUAUGUCCUCCAACACAAUUUUAUAGCAUGGUGGGACCAAAAAAUCAAGUAAUUUAAUGCAUACAUGGCUUUCACAGUAUAACAGGCUGGAUCUACACUGGCAUAUAAUCCAGAUGAUCAAAAUAGAUAAUCCACAUUAUCUGCUUUGAACUGGAUUAUAUGAAUCUACACUGCCAUAUAAUCCACUUCAAAGCAGAUAAUCUGGAUUUUGUUUGGCAGUGUAAAUCCACCCUGUAUUUCAUUCAUUCUCCCUCUCUCCCUCCCUCCCUCUCCCUUUCUUUCUCCCUCCCUCUCUCAGUCUCUCCCUCUCCCUCCCUCCCUCUCCCUUUCUUUCUCCCUCCCUCCCUCCUUCUCUCCCUUCCUCUCUCAGUCUCUCCCUCUCCCUCCCUCCCUCUCCCCCUCCCUCCCUCCCUCCUUCUCUCCCUUCCUCUCUCAGUCUCUCCCGCUCCCUCCCUCUUUCACUGCAUUAACUUUUGGUUAUCCAUUAUCUUUCCAAUUCUAGCAAGUGUUGUUGCAGGGUGUUCUUUUAGAGUCACUUACCUCUAAAAAUAAUAAUCUGUCUGCCGUGUGGCACUAAGAACCGAUACAGUUGCUCUUUCUCCUUUUCACGGUGAUUUUCUGUAGGCAAUAACUUUAAACACUUGGCAUGUUGUAACUAGGCAGGAACCAGAAAUGAGGGAAGGGGCCCAUUCCCUUAUUCUCCAAAAGCAGAGGUAGGGAACCUGUAGCUCACAGUAUGGUCUUGGGCUCCAGUUUCUUUUAGCCCCUAGCAUCGUGGUCAAAGUCAAGAGGGACAACACUGGGGGAGCUAUGGGUGCCCUACCAGCCUCUUGGGUAAAGAGGAAUUCUUGAGAAUAAAAGAGACAGAAAACAUCUACUCAGGGAGAUAAAAUGUGACUUGAGUUUGUGUCGUUACGGGGCUGAAAUCAAUAGCUCCUCAGGAUUUAUUUGCUUGACCCGGGAAGGCAUUGGGAACCAAUUGAGACUUCAUGUUGCUAUAAUAACAGUGAACAUCACAUGUAGAAAUUCCAGGACUGCGUCCUAUUGGUUGACAGGCCAUUUGUGACAGUAAAAUGGAGCAAAAGUUUAGCUGAGACUCCUUAAUUCUAUAAGACAUUUUUGUACAAUGGAGUGUAGUCGAAUUCCAAUUUGUUGUCCAAAUUAAAAUAGUUCAGUUGGGUUGAUUAUUUAAUGGUUAGCCAAUUCAUAAGUGAUUUUCAUUCAUGUGCUAGAUCUACUCUAGUUGAGACUAACAAUUGAAUGCAAGAUUUCUACACAAUUUGGAUAAUAGGAAUGCCUUCUAGAGGUGUCGAUGGUUCAUUUUGAAUAGUGUGUGUGUGCGUGCGUGCAUGAACAUGUGUUUAUCAUAUUAAAGGAAUCAAACACUGGGGUGGGAGGGGGUGUCAUCCAUUAUUUACAUCAGGCAUAAAGUGACUUUUGCCAGCUAUUCGGUUCUCAAGGCUUGCGGGCAGGGGGAAUUAAGUCAUUUGUAACAUUCAGAAACAUAGUACAGGCAGACCCAAGUUACAAACUUACAACCAACUCAUAGUUACAAACAGGGGUGAAACAACAGGAAGUGAGAGAAAUCAGCCCCACAUAAGGGAAAUUCACUCCUGAAGGAGUUAAUAUGGGGAAAAGGUGUCUCUACUGAAACUUUAUCACCAAUCCUUGUUUCCACAACAAGCCCAAUGUUUCAAAAUCUAACUAUCAUUGGGACAGAAAGUGAGGGAAAAUCUUCUGAACAGAGGCACAGACAGCAAAACAAAUACCACAGGGGUGUUAACCCUUCCCUGUGCUAGCCAAAGCUAAUAUACAGGGUGUUUGAAAAAGAACUCCCUAUUCACCAUUUAAUUUAAAUGGUGAAUAGGGAGUUCUUUUUCAAACACCUUGUAUACAUAUGAUUGGGUGGAGUUACACUUUAAAAAAUUACCUAUUCCAACUUACAAAAUAAUUCAACUUUUAAAAAAAUAAACCUGCAGAACAUAAUCUUGUUUGUAACUUGGAGGCUGCCUGUACAUUACUGCCCAAAUGAUGUCACUUCAGAUUCUUUAUGGAAAAGGAACAUUUCUGUUGCCAAUUGUGCCUCUUAAAUUAUUGGAGCUUGAUAAAUAUAAAACAAAUCAGUAUUUGAAGACUUAUAUUUCAGUCUGUGGAUUUCAAAUCAUUGGAUUUAUACCCAAGAAAGAGGAUGAAAUGAUUGUUUAUAAAAAUGUGUUGUCGAAGGCUUUCAUGGCCGGGAUCACAGGGUUGUUGUAUGUCUUUCGGGCUGUGUGGCCAUGUUCCAGAAGCAUUCUCUCCUGACGUUUCGCCCACAUCUAUGGCAGGCAUCCUCAGAGGUUGUGAGGUUUAUAAAAAAUGUUUAUAAAAAGUCUACAUCUCUCUGGAUUAGGGGUGGAAAUCAUAGCUCUCCAGAUAGUUCUGGACUGCAGUUCCCAUAAUCCUUCACAAUUGGUUUUGAGGCUGAUAGGAGUGAAACACAAAGCACAUGGAGGGAUGUAAUUGCCCACUUUUGCUUUAAGGUAAAGGUUUUCCCUUGACAUUAAGUCUAGUCGAGUCCGAUUUUGGGGGUUGGUUCACAUCUCCAUUUCUAAGCUGAACAGCCGGCGUUGUCCGUAGACAACUCCAAGGUCAUGUGGCCCCCAUGACUGUAUGGAGCGCCAUUACCUUUCCACUGAAGCAGUACCUAUUGAUCAACUCACAUUUGCAUGUUUUUGAACUGCUAGGUUGGCAGAAGCUGGGGCUAACGAUGGGAGCUCACCUCAUCCCACAGAUUCGAGCUGCUGGCCAUCUGGUCAGCAAGUUCUACAGUAUAGCGGUUUAACCCACUGUGCCACUGAUGCCCCUUUCAUCUCAAGGCACUGGUUUUUCUAUAUAUCCGUUAAAGAGUUGUGCUUUCACACUGCUAAUGUCAGGGAUCUUCAUAUGCAAUACACCAUUCUGGAUAGGCAUCCAGAUUUUUGGAACCAAAUGAUAUUUUUUUUCCUUUUUAAAAAUAAUACAACUGUUUUUUAGAAUGAUUAGAGUGUUUGUAUCCUAUAUGGCAGUACAGUAUAACAAUUUUCUGUCAAAUAUAGGUACUGUACAGUUGUUUAAACCACAAAGUAUUUGGGAAAGAUUUGCAGGCAUUUCUUUCUUCCUACCCCUAAUGUCUCGUCAAUAUUGGUUUUGCUGCUAUCUUGUGGCUUUUUCAGCUAGCUGGGAAAUAGAAAAUAAGACUGAUCUAAAUGAAGCAAAGAGAAGGAAUCCCACUUCCCUGUGAUUUACCUUUUUAUUUCUUCAUUUUUUUAACCUCGUGUCAUAGUUUUAAUACCUUAAGGGGCUACAAAAGGUGUGGUGUUAAAAGGAGGCUCUGGUGUUUUAGUGUGGUCUUUUGUAACAUCGUAAUUUAUUCUGGAGCUGCAUUUAGUAAUUUAGAUGAUAGGAUGAGGCUAGAAACACAAGUAAAUGUUUUUUAUUUUUAUCUGUGGGUUCAAUCAAUGGAUGUUAUUACCUUCCAUGGAAACAAAAAUUGCCCAUACACUCUGAUUCCAAAAGAAGAGUGUCUUAAAAUUGUGGGCACAUAUUUCUUCCCCCUCCCUCCCACUGUCAUUCUCUCUCCUCUCGAAGCUGUUUCUGACAUUAUGUUGUAUGAGGGAUUUUUGUUUUGUUUUGUCUUGUAUUUCAAUCAUGGCCGCAAGGAUCCGUGAAUGUCUAAAUUCGUAUUUUUUUCCAGCAAACCAGGAACAUGUUCCUGAGAACAGAUCAUUUGCCUUCCAUCUCUGAAUGUCAUACGUAAAUCGUACAGAGAGUCUGCUGAAACCUUUGCUUAUUGUGGGCAAAUACAAACAUAACGCUGCCAGCAGGGAGGAAAGGGCUGAGAAGGGGAAUGAUGAAUGUAUAGGGACAUUAAAUCACACCCAACAGUUUGCAUUGAUUGCCAGGUAAAAAUUCAGGAACUAUAAUAAAAGUCACCUACCCUUUUAGCAAGACUAUGUUGGACACCUGUUUCAGUUUUAUUCCUUGUCCAGAUUUGAUAUUGUGUGUACAGAAGAGUACACUGAUGUAUGUGUCUGAACUUUCAGAACUAAAAAACUGGUGCAGGUGUAUGAAAGAUAAUGCUAAGUGAUUUAUGGAUGAGAAAAGAGCUAUUUGUUCCUCUGAUUGGGGUGUGUUUAGAGUAUACAAGUCCCUGUUGUUAGUAUUCUAGGUGUCUAGCGCCACGUCAAAUGGGUAACAGUAGGAGACUUGGGGACUACCUGUAUCCUCUUUCCCUUUGCUUCUUGUUCAGAAGACCAUAGGUUAACCAGGCUGAGAGCUGGUUGAAAACAAAGGUAGGAUUGGAUGGCGCUUGUGGUCUCUUCCAGCUCCAUGAUUCUACACACCAGCCUUUCCCACCUGUUUCUUUAGGAGUCCUCUAUGAUCCCACGCAGCUUUGUAGCCUAGAAUGCCAUGUCAUCACAGGGUAAAAGCAAAUCGCUGUUUCCUUCAGCUGUUGAGUGUCCUUGGUCCUCUUGCUCUCUGUUCUAUUUCCAUAUUUAUACAUCCUCUCUUUCUCUCUUUUGGGUGGCGUGGGGUCUGGAAGCAUCCUCUACACACACAUUCUGUUUAUCCUGUAAACUAAGAACGUGUAAAUAAGGUUUAGCAUUCCUAUUGUAACAAAUUAAUUUUUAUGCAAUAAAUUAUAUUUCCUAGUCUAAUAAAAACUUUAAAAUUAAAA
Messenger RNA from Anolis carolinensis (green anole), 12913 nucleotides. It is a transcript of the gene unc5b, whose product is annotated as unc-5 netrin receptor B. The transcript has 17 exons. Bases 549 to 3401 code for a protein of 950 amino acids. Gene Ontology annotation, cellular component: membrane. Gene Ontology annotation, biological process: netrin-activated signaling pathway; anterior/posterior axon guidance. The record is from RefSeq and is a predicted model, not a curated record. Gene Ontology annotation, molecular function: protein binding; netrin receptor activity. Lineage: Eukaryota; Metazoa; Chordata; Lepidosauria; Squamata; Anolidae.